UGCGGAAGAAGAAUCAGCCUCGGAGAAGGAAGAAGAAACCCGAAAUGAAAGCGGCCCCCCUCCGGCUGCCUUCACACUUGUUGAAUAACGUUUAUAUCCGGAGCCCUGCGGCGGCUUUCGGACGUUUUCCCACCCGGGUUCUCACCUCUUUCUCUCGGAUGUGGAGCUGCUGCUUUCAGGCUGAAUGGCUGACUGAAAAUAACAUCAUUCAUCAAUUUCAUUCACUUCAAAACCGCCGCGGACACACACUCAGCAUCCAGCUUUACCGGAUCGAUAUUUCAUCUAUUAUUCAUCCAGCUUCCCGAGCGGGGGAGCUCCGGGAAUCACGCCGAGCGCGGCGCCCCGUGCUCCGCGUCGCGCCGCUGGGUGGCACCGCUGUCUCCGGGCGGAGGGACUCUGAUCUCGGCGUGGUGGACGAUCUCCACCGCGAGAUGACGACGUCGAAGAGGCUUUAAACCAGAUUAUUACGGCCUCCCCGUAACACCCGCGGUUUGUUUUAGUAAUGUGGAUACACGGUAAAUAUUUCAGGUUUAAUAUUUAGACAGUUUUUAGGCGGGGAGCUUUUGGGAGACACGCCGGCCGCAGCGCUCUCUCUGCCGGGCAGCACCGCUGGGUGGCACCGCUGGGUCCAGCCGGUGGGAUGACUCUCUACCGGCGGUUAACGACGUCACAUUUACAAGAAAACUAAUCUCGUUUGGUUCACAAAGUCGUGAGCUGGUUGCCUGCUCUGUAUUUCUGGACCUGGCUGAGGCUUCUGCAGCGGGGGAAGCUCCAGGACGCACACCGAGCAGGGCGCGCUGUCGCCGGGCUGAGCCGCUGAGUCCGGCCCGGUGGGAUGUCUCCUCAUUGGGGGUGGAAUAUUUUCUAGAGAUCCAGGAUUUGUCUGCACCAGUGCAGUAGGUAUACCCAGUGUUGUCGCCCUCCUGUCGGUGUGUUUGUGUGUUGGAGGACAUGGCGGACUCCGGCCGGGCCAGACCGGCGGACCCCGACCCCGCGGACAGCCGGGCAGAGAGCCCCAUGGCCGUGAGGAAGAGGGCACAGCAGUCUCCCGGUGUCCGGCCCAAGUACCAGAGCUCCGCACCGGGCCACUGCCUGAAGAAAGUCACCCUGACCAAACCCACCUACUGCCACAGCUGCAGCGACUUCAUCUGGGGGCUCAUCGGCUUCCUGUGUGAAGUGUGUAACUUCAUGUGUCACGAGAAAUGCCUGAAGACGCUGCGUUCAGUUUGUUCCUGCAUGACUCCAUCUUUGGUGCGGGUCCCGGUGGCUCACUGCUUCGGUCCGGCGGGUCACAAGAAACGUUUCUGCUGCGUCUGCAGGAAGCAGACGGAGGGAAGCACAGCGCUGCGCUGCGAAGUGUGUGAGCUGCACGUCCAUGCUGACUGUGCUGCGUUCAGCUGUGCCGACUGUCGCCAGUCUCACCUGGAUGUCUCUCUGGAGCGGGAUACGUUCCACCACCACUGGAGGGAGGGUAACCUAGCGUCAGCGGCAAGGUGCGAGGUUUGUCGGCGGUCCUGCGGUUCGUCUGACGUCAUGGCGGGGAUGAGGUGCGAGUGGUGCGGCAUCACGAGCCACGCCGCGUGUUACCUCAGUGUGCCACCAGAGUGCACUCUGGGACGUCUGCGCUGCAUGCUGCUGCAUCCGGCCUAUGUCCGCCUCGACUCCAGAAACUUCAGCAAAAUGCACUGCUACCGCAUCACCGAGAGCUGCAGCCACGACCUGGAUAACUCAGAUGAUGUUGAUGCCUCUGCUGCUGUGUCUAAAGACAGUCAGCCAGCUGCUGCAGAGUCAGGGAAACAGUUUCUUAAGGUGUUUGAUGGCGAUGAUGCAGUCAAGCGCGGCUUCUUCCGUUUGGUCUCCAUCCUUCGAGCCACGAGGAAUGAGGAAGUGGUGGAGGCGGCACUGAGGGCCUUCUACCUCCCCGACGAACCUCAGGAGUACGAGCUGCACGAGCUUGGCGGUUUGCAGCGUCUCCAUAGCGACGACAUCCUCAACCGUAACAGUGGUUCAGACAACAGGGGCUCUCUGAAGGACGGCGGCGAGGCCUGGCUGCUGAGGGCCAAACCGCGAGACUCUGAGAUCAUCAAGGUGCACGCAAGCUGGCCCAGGUCGGGCGCCGCUUUCGUCUCCGUCUCCGUAUCUGAGAGCAGUACGGCAGCUUCAGUCCUCACUGAGGUCCUCAGUCAGCUCCACAGACAGGAAGAAGACGCGUCCAGUUUCAGCCUUCUGGAGGUCUGCAUGAGCAGCAAGCAAGUUCAGAGACAGACGUUGAGUCCUCAGGAGAAGAUUGUGGACAAGCUGCAGGAGAUCAGGAAGGCGUCUCUGCGUCAGAUGAACCAGACCCGGUUCUACAUCGUGGAGAACAGGAACCGAGCGGUGCAGGUCAGCCUGCUGAUUGGAGGACUGCCCCCCCUGCUGACCAAAGAGGAAUACGGACAGCUGAUCCAGGAACACCUGACCAUCAAGAGUCACCUGGUCACCGUCAGCCACAGCUAUGCCAGUCAAGGUGCGGUGGCGUUGCAGAUCUCCUGUUUCUCUGAAGCUGAGCGGAUCUACAUGUUGGCCAAAGACACGACUGUCAACAACAAGACGCUCAGUUCUUUCGUCCUCCCAGAGAUCCUGCACAACGAGCUGGGAGACGAUGUCUGUCCCCUGCUGGUGUUCGUCAACCCAAAGAGCGGCGGUCUGAAGGGAAGAGAGCUCCUCUACAGCUUCCGGAAACUUCUCAACCCUCACCAGGUCUUUGACAUUUCCAACGGAGGACCGCUGGCUGGUCUCCACACGUUCCGGGAGGUUCCCAGGUUUCGGGUUCUGGUCUGUGGGGGUGAUGGGACGGUGGGCUGGGUGCUGGGAGUACUGGAAGCUGUCCGGCACAAACUGGUCUGUCGAGAGCCGCCCAUCGGCAUCGUGCCUCUGGGAACAGGUAACGACCUGGCUCGUAUCCUGCGCUGGGGAGCAGGUUACAGCGGCGAGGACCCCCACCACAUCCUGGUCUCUGUCGACGAGGCUGACGAGGUUCUGAUGGACAGAUGGACCAUCCUGCUGGACGCGCAGGACAUCUCUGAGGACGGCAAGGACAACGGCUUCCUGGAGCCACCCAAGAUUGUGCAGAUGAACAACUACUUUGGACUCGGCAUCGACGCAGAACUUAGCCUCGACUUCCACCAGGCCCGAGAGGACGAACCCGAUAAAUUCACCAGCAGGUUCCAUAACAAAGGAGUGUAUGUGAAGGUCGGUCUGCAGAAGAUCAGCUACACCCGGAGUCUCCACAAAGAGCUUCAGCUGCAGGUGGACGCUCAGAACGUCCCCUUACCCAACAUAGAGGGACUGAUCUUCCUCAACAUCCCCAGUUGGGGCUCUGGUGCUGAUCUCUGGGGGUCAGAGGUUGAUGGUCGCUAUGGGAAACCGAGCAUCGAUGACGGGCUUCUGGAGGUGGUCGGGGUCACCGGUGUCGUCCACAUGGGUCAGGUGCAGAGCGGGAUGCGUUCAGGGAUUCGUAUCGCUCAAGGGAACUACAUCAGGCUGACUGUGAGUAAACCCAUACCUGUCCAGGUGGACGGAGAGCCGUGGAUCCAACCGCCGGGACACAUCAUCAUCUCUGCGGCGGGACCAAAGGUCCGGAUGCUGAGGAAGUCCAAGCAGAAGCAGAAGAAGUCCUCAGGUGCGAAGGACGGACGCUCUGAGAGUCCGUCCUCCAGAGACGGAGGACACUGAGCGACCACCUGGAGAUCGGUGUCCGGCCUUCCGCCUGCUUCCUGCUGCAGGAAGCCGUUUUGGCGCCAGCAGCCAGCUGUGGUUUCACUCAUGCAGCUUCAUAGCGACGCUGACGGGCCGCAGAUCGACUGAAGGAGGUCCGACUUUUACAACCUGCACAUGGUGGUUCUGGAUCACCUUGAGUUUUGCCCAGUUGGGAUCACAUUUCCAUCCUGCUGACCAAGCACUUACUACAGUAACCACGCUCAAUAUUCAGCUACUAAAAUGAACUUUUUUACUUAGAAUGCAAGAGUAUUUAACCGAUUCACAACAGGAGUUCUGCAUACAUUAACAGAGUUGAUAUUGAAUUUUGACAAUUUCUCAGUAUGGAUAAGCUUUAGAGUUGAACAAAAAAAAAAAUCAAAGUAUUUAACAGAAGUUGAUAAAUUUCUGUCCAGAUGUGACUGUAUUUGUACAGUAAGUAGCAGUAGACUCAAUGUCAUAUAUAUCGUUAUAACUUUAGUUGUAGAAAUAAUGUGCAGCUAACCUCAAUGUCUCAGAUUAUCUUUGGAGAUUAUGAAGAAAUAUACUGAAGCACUCCUGAAGAGAAGCUGUAACCACAUUUAUCUAAACCAGAGAUCUUUCUUUCUCUCUGGUGUAAAAUUCUUUGGUAACGUUGGUUUCAGACAUUCACAUCACAGUGAAGCUCUCCAACAAGAAAUCUCUGAUUCUCUGAACCCGCAGCGCCCACCGUAAACUGGAAACUUCACACGAGUGAAGGAACUAAUUUAAAACAUAACGGCUCAGUCUGAGCUGUGGAAAGAGCGGCAACUGAAGCUAAACUGUGAACGCCUGAAGCACAGUUUGUAUUUCAGCAGAUAGAAAGCUUUCACUUUUGCAACAACACAGACUUUAUAAGUUUGUGUAGAUCUUAAUAAAAAUAUAUAUGGUUAGUCAAGCUAGCUUGCCAAAACAGAAUUAAAUAAAACAAUAAAAAUGAAAAUUAGGCAUAUAAAUGUCCUAAAAUGUGAGAAGAAAUUGUGACACUUCCAUUACAAUGCCAGAUACUACCUAGAAAACGCAAUACAAUACUAGCUAAACUAAACUACAAACAUUAGCUUGCCAAGCUAGUUUAGUAGCAAGCUAGCGUGCCAAAACAAAAAUUAAUCAAUUUUAGAGGAAAAAAACAUAAUUCAAGUGGACAAAUGUGGCCCUGCCAUUACAGUCAGCACCAGACACUAGCUAGAAAACUAAAUCCAUUACUAGAUCAACUAAACACAUUAGCUUGCCAAGCUAGUUAGCUAGUUAGCUUGGCAAAACCAAAUUAAUGCAACAAAUAAAGUAGUUUGUGUAUUAAUUAAUAAUCUGAAGGAGCAAGAUCAUAUUAAACACAUUAUUAGUUAUUUGAACAGUCACAAUCAGCAUUAUCAGGUGUAAGAUAACGACCAUAUCUGUGUGACAAUGAAGCCCUUUAAUAUCCGACACUGAUCUAAAUAUUACAUUUUAUUAUUUGAUGUUUGAGCACCGACGCUGUUAUCAGUCGACAGCAGAAUGUUAUAGAUGUAAAAGCCUGCGUGAGUUUAUUUAUCCGCCCCCAGUGAAGCAAAGAUCAUUGUUCACAUUAAUUGAAUUUGGUGCAACGUAUUUCAGUCUCCCCUUCUCGUUAGUGAGCGCUGCCCUUCAACUGCCAGUUUAUACUCACACAGCCUCUGGCGGCGGCGGCGGCGGCGGAGGACUUUAUGAACUUCGUCCACAUUCCCGGAGAUGCAGAAGGUCUUUAAAGGACAGUUUCUGGACUGGACCAGGGAUCUGAAGGUCCCAGCUCUUCAUGUAGCCACAACAGUAUUCAAUUGCUGUACUUUGGUUGUGAUAUUUAGUUGUUUUUUUUAAAACCAAGUUCUGCAUUAACUGAUUUAUUUGGAUGUUUUUUGGUGCUAGAAGGUAACAAACAAUAUGUUGUAGUUCUGUGUUUGACUUGAAAUUCAAGGAAGCUGUUUUUAUUCAAAGCCUCAAACCCAAGUUCAUACAAACUGUAGCUUUUAUUAAUGGGAGGUAAAUGUGAUUCAUGUGGAUUACAGUGAAGGUUUGUGGCUUUGAAUGGAGACAGAUCUGAGAAUGAGUGCUGAUACAUCAGUGGCAUUAACUGUUAGCUUUCAUGGACUGCUGAGCUUCCUCAUGAAUCGGGCUGAAGUGGACACUGUGUACUGACAGUAUCUCUGUGAGUACUUUGAACUGUACAGAUACUGUCACAGUGUUUUAUUACAUGCAUGAAGUACUGUAGUGUUGUGUAUUACAGCAGCGUUUUAUCUCCUCUUUCUUCCGCUGGCUGUUAAACAACCACAACUGCUGGUUUUACAUGUUUUAUUAACUGUUUAAACUUCACAUUGCGUCGAUCGUUUUACAAAUUAUUAAUUAUUUUGGCCAACGUUGGUUUCAGUUCAUUUCUGUGAAAAUCAGCUUGCAGAGACGUUUAAAGCUAACAGACUGAGGCUAAAGCUAACAGGUCAAAACAUUAUGCCAUUUUUCAGAAAAUCAAGCAGGAGACGAACUCUAAACAAACACUAUAAAAGUAAUUUUUAAAAUUAGAUUUUCUGAAUUAGAAGUAACAACUAUAAUAUCCCACUGUCCUUAAAUGCAGCAAUGGCCCCUUCUUCACCAUUGUCUUAUAGGGCAACUUAUUUUUGUCUUUUCUUGUUCACACAGGAUAUGAAAGUAACAUCUUUUACUUAAAUAUAAGUUUCAUAAAAACAAAACGUGACAUUGUUGGACUGUGACGAUUCAGCAGGAAGUGGAAUCGAUAAGUGAACUGGAAUCAACGUAAAACCGACCAGUGUGAUCGCAGGUGUGUGAACAGUUUAUUAAUGAGCUUCUCAGACCGAAACAAAGCUUACAAUAUUCUGCAGAGUCUGUUUUAUGGUGUUUGUAUUAAUUUAAACGGUCGGGAUAAUUUAUAGGCUAUUAAAUAGUUAAUAACUUAGAUUUUACACAAAUGUUAGAAGUUUCUAGUUGGAUAAAACUGAUAUAAUACAACAUUUCCUGCCAUAAAUAGUAAUAAAGUCAUUGAGUUUAAACAUUUAACAUUUUUAGACAGUUGACAGAAUGUGAUGAUGGAAAAUGUCAAAAAGGCCAAAUUUCUGCUCUUCUUACAAAAUAAUCAACAUGCUUUUACUCUGAAAAUCGUUCCCUAAAAAGGUGGAAAGAUACUUCAGUGCUCUGAAACUGCAGGUUAUGAUAUUUAAAAUGAAAUAUUCAGACUCAUAAUUUCAUGUUUUUAUCAUUGCAUCGUUCCUUUAGAGGGAAAUAGUUUCUGCAUAUUUUUAAUAUUUCCUGAACCCAAAACUAUGGAAGAACAUUUCUGCCAGUGUGAUGGAAAAAAAGUAUUCUAUAAGUUAUUAUAAUGAGAAAGUUUCUCGUUAUUUUCAGAUAAUAAGUCAACAUAUUGAGUUUCCAUCUAAGAAGAAGAAGAAGUCAUUAAUUCUGUCUGUAUUUAUUUUGAGAUACUAACUCAUAAGUUAAAAUAUUGAGAAUGUUUCUCAUUCUAAUUUCUUACAGGAAACUUUAUUUCAUCGCAUUGGCAGAAAUGUUCUUCCAUAAAAACAGAAGAUUUUUGAAAAAGUAUUUUUCUUUCUUUGUUUUAUUGAUUGUAUUUGUCGCUGAAUGUUAAAAACGCUUUAACGUGAUUUGUUCUGCUUCUCUGCGUCCCGUCGUGCCUCGUAGCGUCUGACUCACCUGUCCUUAUUAAGCCCCGCCCGGGCGGUGGUUCGGUCUGCAGGCCGGAGUCCGUGUAGUGCCUCAUCCAAACGCUUGGACACCCUCAGUGCUCUGAUGUGUGUUAACGUGUGUGUUUCCUGCCGGUGCAGUGGUGUGUUACUGAGCUGAUGUGCCUCCAGAUGUUUUGUUGCUGUAUUCAGUUUUUACCUGAGGUUUUAUUGAAUAGAUGAUUUGUAUAUUUUUGCAGACAGAAGCUGUUUUUUUUUUUUUUUUUUUUUGGUUUCAACUGUAAAGUUUUAAAGGUAAAUUGCACUAAUUGUUUUACAGAUGCUCUUAGAUGUGACGUUCAGGUUAUUAUGAAUGUUGUAACAACUAAAGCUAAAUAUAUAGUACAUAUAGUAUAUAUAAAUAUAUAUAUGUUUAAAUAACUGAUUCUUAUGUGUUUAAUCAUAAUAAAGACCAUAUAAGAUGUCAUUA
Messenger RNA from Dicentrarchus labrax (European seabass), 7881 nucleotides. Its product is annotated as diacylglycerol kinase theta. Lineage: Eukaryota; Metazoa; Chordata; Actinopteri; Moronidae. The transcript is spliced from 23 exons. Gene Ontology annotation, molecular function: ATP-dependent diacylglycerol kinase activity. Gene Ontology annotation, biological process: lipid phosphorylation; intracellular signal transduction; diacylglycerol metabolic process. Bases 952 to 3714 code for a protein of 920 amino acids. The record is from RefSeq and is a predicted model, not a curated record.